AUGAAAGCUUUUGAAGAUCAUGCCCGCAACACAGGUGAACAGAUAUCACAUCCUCUGAUGAAAGAACUACUAGCAGGAUUUGCUUCCGCUGAAGUAGACAAACUCUUCGAAAUAAGGCGACUUGAUUUUCUUGAUCGUGAAAGAGCAAAACAUCGUGCUAUACAACAAGCUCAUCAACUAGCUGAUGAAAAGUACGGACGGACUGAUACCUACAAUUGGCAAGGAGAUCAAUAUUAUGCAAGUGAACCUUGUGGUUAUGGAGGCCCUCCAUAUAGUAGUGGUCCUCCUCAUAAUGGUGCUCCUGACCCCUAUGGUGGUCCUGCUCCUUAUGGAAGUCUAGGUCCCUAUAGUGGUAACGAAUAUCACCAUCAUCAUCGACCGAAUUAA
Molecule: messenger RNA, 387 nt
Organism: Rotaria sp. Silwood2
Lineage: Eukaryota; Metazoa; Rotifera; Eurotatoria; Philodinida; Philodinidae
Source: the annotation of a GenBank genome assembly